CGGUACGGGCCGGACGUGCGCCGCGCGGCGGGAAAAUAGCCCGCGAUAAAUAAUUUAUUAAAAUUCAACUCGAAAUAAAUAAACUACUGUGACACUGGCCGGCUGGAUUGAUCCCAGUUUACUUUUUCGCAACUUGUGCUCCUGGAUUUAAAAAUCGAAUCGUGCAAAAACUUUUUGCUGUAGUGCGUUUUUUUUUCGAAGUUCGUUUUCUGCGUGUCAAAGGUUUAAUUAGGUUAAUACUGACGUUGGUAUGAACGAUGUGUUAAGUGAUUGGUUGUGUAGUUAAUUAGGCAAACUUUUAAGUGUAAUAAGUGAAAUGUAAGUGGAAAUUGGUGAAAACUGCAGUGUUGUUAGUUGUUGAAAGAACUUGGAUUCUUGGAGAUAUUAUUAUUAUAAAAUAGUUACAGCUGUCGACAAUAUUUGCUAUUGCAAUGAAGAUGGAAUAGCCGUAGCAGCUUGAAUGUCAAGAUUCUAUAACAACUUCUGCGGCCGUCACAGCGAUUGAAAUAAAAUAUAAACAGAAGACACUAGAAGAACGUAAAUGUGGAAUGCCGUGAUACCUAUCUCCUGGGAAUGCUUCAAGGCGAGGCAAUGACCCUGGCCGAGGCAAAAUGGCUCAUAAAUAUCGGAAAAAAUGGUUGAAAUUCGCUCUUCUGCCCCUCGCACUACUCUCAACUGCCUGCGCGGACUUCACCACGGAAUGUCAGCGGCCGUGCGACUGUCGAUGGCAAUCGGGGAAUAAAGCCGCCAUUUGCGCCAACUCCAGCCUGAGAGCCGUGCCCGCCAACCUUAGUAAUGACAUUCAGAUCCUAGACCUUUCCAAUAAUAACCUCCAGCAGCUACAUCAAGAGGCGUUCAAGAAAGUCGGUCUAAGUAAUCUAAAGAAACUUUUCCUAAAAGAUUGCUCCAUCGAGUCCGUUCACAAAUCCGCCUUUACGACCCUCGCCAUCAUGAUCGAACUCGAUUUGUCAAAGAACAAAAUACAAUAUCUACACCCGGAUACGUUCCGAGGCACGGAGAAGCUGAGAUUGAUAAACUUAAACAACAACUUCAUCGACAAGUUAGAAGACGGUCUGUUCCGCAACUUGAAGUACCUACAGAAAGUCGAGGUGAGCAAUAACAGGAUAGUUCGGAUCGGAACUAAGGCGUUCGCGAACUUGCCUCAGCUGAAGAUACUGCGCUUCGACGGCAACAACCUCAGCCACAUGAAACCGGAAACUUUGAUGGGCCUCAGCAAUUUAUCCGGCUUAGAUUUGCACAACAACCGGUGGCGAUGCGAUUGCAACUUGCAAACAUUUCGCAACUGGGUGAUCAGUCAUAACCUGUACACGGCACCCACCGCUUGUUCCGAACCGGCGUCUCUAAGAGAUAAACUUUGGAACGAAUUAGACUCAUCCAACUUCGCCUGCCGGCCGACCAUUCUCGAGCCGCUCCCGGACGCAACAGUGAAAAGUUACGAAGAAAACGUGACACUGACUUGCAAAGUCGUCGGCAACCCCACGCCCGAAGUCGUGUGGCGUUUCAACUCGAAAACAAUCGAAAUGCGCGCGUUCGGGGAAAUACGCUACGUUAUUUCUGACAACACAGUCGAUCUGAUCCGAUGGGUUAAUUUGACAGUUCUGCACGCGAGGUACAGCGACAGGGGGAAUUAUACGUGCAUAGCGGAGAACCCAGGGGGGCGGGACGAGAAAACGCUCACCCUAUAUCUGUCUAAAUACGGCAGUUACGGAACCAUAAUGGGAAUGGAUACGGAUUCGUUUGCUAUUUUAGUUGGUUGCCUGUCUGCUUUCCUUAUAAUAUUCGGGUCGAUCACGGCUGUGUGCUACUACACGUCGCAGAGGAAUGAGACGAAGAAGUUGAUAAAAGAUGACACUCGGACAAACGGGGAGGCUCUGAUCGAGGGUUCCCUGGGGUCGGAGCUGGAGAAGGGGUACCCGGCGGAGGUGAACCCGCUGUCGAAGCCCCCGCGGAAGCACGAGGCGCCGCCCUCGCUCACCAGCGCCGCCACGGAGAUGUCGGAGCUCAACAGGACGCUGCUCGACAACGAUUCCACUUUAGCGUCGAGCGGGGAAAAUCGAGCUCAAGAUGCGGAACCGCUUCCGAAAAUGUCUCAAGAAACUCUGCUGGUAGAUCGCUUAGCGCAAGAGCAUCAAACGUACCCCCCGGAUCUGCUCUCGUUCCCUUUAAGAGGCAGCACGCAGAUAUCACCAGCUGGUGUCGACAGACCAAAAUCCACACAGACCACCAACAGUCCAAUUAAGUCCCCUGGCUACGGCGUCACUGCAUUGAACCCUAAUCUAUUCAACCGCAUUCAGUUACCGAGCACAUCGCAAGGCUCCUACUCAAAAGGGGGCUACGUCACGCUACCGCGAAGACCGCGAAUGCCAAAUUGGCUUCCCGAAGGCAAUUACCCGCAAGUGUUCUCGACUCUCAAUGGUGUGAUUCCAUACGAUAAUUUCGGCAUGAAGCUUUUCGGGAACGGUAGUAACUAUUACAGUCUGAACAAGAGUGAGUUGGACGUGAUGACGGGCAGCAGUAGAGGGGUGAAUCCCAACUACAGCGUGCCUCAGGGUGUAGAAGCGUGUGACGAAAUCGAGCCAGCGCCGUCACCCGCGCCAGGGACUCCUCACGCCACGAUCCCUCGAAGCAGCAUCAGUUCUCCAAACAUCCACAACCAGCUGUUGGCUUUACAAGCCAUGUCGAUGAAUCACGGGCGAGGCACUCGGGUGCCAAUGUCCUCCGAACCUCGGCCGCUGAAAGUAAUCCUGACCCCUCCAGAAAACGAGAGCCUCAUAAAGAAUACGAGUCGUGAGUUACGCCGAAUGGGCGGUAAUGGCAACGUUACGGGGACGUUGGGAAGAAAAACUGUUCCUAAACCACCGCCGAAGCCGAGAAAAAGAUCCUCCAACGAAAUGAAAGAGCCGUUUCUACUGAACUCCGGCGAAACAGCCACUCAGGUUUAAUCGUAUAAAUAGUAAAAGUUUAAGUAAAGAUUUCAUUGAAGUUUACAAUAAAUAUACCUAGUAUUCAAUAUUGGUGCUUAUGAAAGUAAAAUUAAACAUGCGUAAUGUUCCAUGAUAGGCUUGUUUUAAAUUUUUAUAGUUACGACAGAAUAUUGUAAAUAAUAGUGUUGAAAUAUUGUUUUUAUCCUUGCUCUGAUAUUCAUAUUACAAACAGAAUAAGUAAAUAUAGUGAAAUAUACGUAUAGACACAAUGUUUAUAAAAUAACACACUAAAACGGUAUAAUUAUGUUGUUAAAAGAUGUCGUAAAGAAAUACUGAAGAUUAAAAUUACUGAUUUAAUCAUUUAGCCCUUACAAAUACAACAGAAUUUUCCAUUUCAUUGUAGUACAUGUAUUAUUAUCAAUUUUCUAAUUAUUGUUUUUUUUUCUCAUUAGUUUUAAUACUAUAAGUAACUACCUAUAUUCUUAUAUGUACAAUCUUCAUACCUAAUUGCUGAAAAUUAAUCUUCGGUAUUUCUUUCUUUAUCGUAUAAAUACUGAUGAAAUAUAGAUACAGUUAAUUCACUUAAAAAAAUAUAUUGUAUAAAUGUAAAUAUUCCACUCAUCUAAUAUAAAAUAUGUAAAUACAAGUUGUACCUACCUAAAUUAUAAGGAUGUAUUGUAUAGAUGUUACCGUGAAUAUUCAGGAAAAUAAUAUAAUUAUUUCAGUUGUGAAACUUCUAUUUAAAAAUAUUCUGUUGGUAUGUUUUUUGUAAUUAAGUUUGAAUUACUAUUUUUAGUUUAUUAAAUAUACAGGUAUCCAGUUGAAAUUCUAUCAGUGAUGUCGGUGUCAGGUCAAUGAACCCGCAAACUGCAACUUUAAUUUUGGCACCAACUCAGAAAUCGCGAAAAAGUAACAGCUACUCGUACAGUUAAAUAUUUAACUGCUCAAGCUAAAUUUAUGUAAUUAUGUAUAUUAUUAGGUGUCCCAUAACAACAGUUUCUUCACGAUGUUAUUCACCCAUCAACAAAAUCUAACAUAAUAUAUACCUAUUAUAAAUGGGAAAGUUUGUGAGAAUACUACUGUCAUGUAUAAAUUACUGAACUGAUUUUUACGAAAUUGCCCCACGGGAACAGCUAGUCCUAGAUCAAAUUGUACCUUGUAUUAUUUUGUCAUUCAUAUAUACCGCUUUUGUUCUAACAUAAAGCCGGGUCCAGACGAGUGUAACGUGUAAUGUAACAUUACGUGUAAUUUAGCGUCAACAGUGUGGACGGCACGCGAACUCAACCAAACGAGCACUGCGAGCGCCUUUGUGUUCGCGCGAAAAACCGACAGCCGAUGGAUCAACCACGAGCGUUACAUGUAAUGCUUGUAGAGACGUCCACACGUAGAAUUCGUGUUACAUUAUACGGUAAAUUACAUUACACGUUACACUCGUCUGGACCCGGUUUAAGACAGUAAGUAUAACUAUUUUAUUGCGAUUUAUGUCGGUGUAGUGUGAAUAAUAAAAAUAUGGAAGGAACAUCUUACAGAGUCAACUUUUAUUUUUUUUACUCAAAUAUGUUUUCAGUAUACUUUCAUAUAAACGUUUUCUAUACAAUGUACACGGUAACACUGUAAAUUAAAGUGUGCAGAUAGACAGAUUGUUUGUUAUUGUGGAUGGACCAAAAAUAUGAAAUGUGGUGACAGAAUGCAAGAUGAUUAAGAGAUUUUAAAUAAACUAAUAAAAGCAUUUUGAAAUUA
This is a messenger RNA of Plutella xylostella (diamondback moth), 4685 nucleotides long. RefSeq lists its product as uncharacterized. The record is from RefSeq and is a predicted model, not a curated record. Gene Ontology annotation, molecular function: protein binding. NCBI's taxonomy places the organism in Eukaryota, Metazoa, Arthropoda, Insecta, Lepidoptera, Plutellidae.